UCUAACCCCAAUGAUAAUAGGCUGUCAAUACUUUCUAUAGUGGGUAUGGGUGGGAUGGGUAAGACCACACUAGCUCAACAUAUAUUUAACGACCCAAAGAUUAAGGAAGCUCGAUUUGAUGAAAAGGUUUGGGUUUGGGUUUCUGAUGAUUUUGAUGUUUUGAAGGUAUCAAAAGCAAUUAUUAGGGCUUUCACUAAAUCAAAAGAUGAUAGUGAAGACCUGGAAAUGGUUCAUGGAAAAUUGAAAGAAAAGUUGACUGGAAGGAAGUUUCUCCUCGUUCUGGAUGAUGUCUGGAACGAAGACAGAGACCAAUGGAAAUCAUUGCAAACUCCUCUUAAGUAUGGGGCUAAGGGAAGUAAAAUUCUUGUCACAACACGCAGUAGCAAAGUAGCUUCUACCAUGGAGUCAAACACUAUACACCAACUAAAGCAAUUACGAGAAAAUCACAGUUGGAAAGUUUUUGCUAAACAUGCAGUGCAAGAUGAUAACUCUAAGUUGAAUUCUAAGAUGAAGGAGAUUGGCAUGAAGAUAGUUGAAAAGUGCAAAGGAUUGCCUCUAGCCCUUGAAACGGUAGGAUCUCUUUUACACUCAAAGUCAACUGUUUCAGAUUGGGAAGGUGUAUUGAGAAGCAACAUAUGGUAUAGUAAAAUCAUUCCCACUUUGUUGUUGAGCUAUUACCAUCUCCCUUCUCAUCUCAAGAGAUGUUUCGCUUAUUGUGCGUUAUUCCCCAAAAACUAUGAGUUUGAGAAGGAGAGCUUAAUUCUGCUAUGGAUGGCUCAAAAUUUUCUACAUUGCUCUCAACAAAGUAAGUCUCAUGAAGUAGGUGAACAAUACUUCAAUGAUCUGUUAUCAAGGUCAUUCUUUCAACAAUCAAUUAUAUCCGAUGAAACACGUUUUGUCAUGCACGACUUUGUUAAUGAUUUGGCCAAAUAUGUUUCUGGUGAAGUGUGUUUCAGGUUGGGAGUUGAUAAAGCAGAACGAGUACCAAAGACAACCCGUCAUUUUUCAACUAUGGAGGAUCCUUUUGAAUAUCGUGAGUUUAGGAGUUUAUCCGAUGCUAAAGGGCUACGGACAUUUUUGACCAUACAUGGGUAUUGUAGGAUGUCAAUACAAGAUUUGAUCUCCAACUUUAAGUUCUUGCGAGUCUUAUCUUUGUCUUUCUGUCGUAACAUAGAAGAGGUGCCUGACACUGUCGACAAUCUUAUACAUCUUCGUUUAUUAGACCUCUCAGGUACCAAAAUAGAGAGACUUCCUGACACAACGUGCUCACUCUGUAACUUGAAAGUGUUAAAGCUGAACAAUUGUUUAUAUUUGGGAGAGUUGCCAUCGACUUUGCAUGAACUCACCAAUUUGCGCCUCCUUGAACUUAUGGGAACUACUUUAAGAAAGGUUCCACUGCUUUUAGGAGAAUUGAAGAAUCUUCAACUAUGGAUGGGUAGUUUUGAGGUUGGCAACAAUGUUAGUGAGUUCAACAUUCAACAGCUAGAAGAACUUGAUCUUCAUGGAGAGCUCUCAAUUAAAAAUAUUGAAAAUAUUGUGAAUCCCUGUGAUGCCUUGGCAGCGGAUUUGAAGAAUAAAACACAUCUUGUAGGGCUACAUUUAGAGCGGGAUUUGAAGCGGAACAUUGACGAUUCAAUAAAAGAAAGAGAAGUACUUGAGAAUCUGCAACCUUCCAAACAUUUGGAGAAGUUGAAAAUCGAUGGCUAUUGUGGUACAGAAUUUCCCAAUUGGUUAUCUGAUAAUUCCCUCUCAAAUGUUGUGUCCUUAGUCUUGAUGCGUUGUAAACAUUGCCUAUGGUUGCCUUCCCUUGGACUUUUUACAUUUCUUAAGGACUUGACAAUUGACGGCCUUGAUUCAAUAGGAAGGAUAGAUGCUGAUUUUUAUGGGAACAGUGGUUCUGUAUUUGCAUGCUUGGAAACAUUGAGCUUUACUGAUAUGAAGGAAUGGGAAGAAUGGCAUUGCAUACCAGGUGCUUUUCCAAAUCUUCAAAGACUUACUGUGAAGAAUUGCCCCAAGCUGAAAGGGCACUUGCCAGAGCAACUUUCUCAUUUAAUGGAACUAACUAUUAAGCAUUGCGACCAACUUGUGGGUUGGAUUCCAAGGGCUGUAGAAAUUGAAGAUGUGAAGAUGGAGCCAUCAUCAGUUGAUAUGAUUGGGUCAGGCUUAUCUGAUACACCUCUUGAAUACUUGAUUAUUACUUCUUGUCCGAGCAUUAAUAUUCCCAUAAACCAUUGCUACCAUUUCCUUGUAGAAUUGGAGAUCAGACAUGGCUGUGACUCUCUCAAGACCUUCCCUCUAGAUUUGUUCCCAAAACUCCGUAAGCUUAUAUUAGAAGAGUGUUGUAACCUACAAGUUAUACCGCAGGAGCAUCCUCAUAGUCAUUUGAAGCUUUUGGAAAUUAUAAAAUGCUCUGAAUUUGAAUCAUUUUCCAAUGAAGGACUAUUUGCACCUCAGCUAGAGUCCUUUCGGAUUGUGGGACUGGAGAAAUUGAAAUCAAUGCCUAAACGCAUGUCUUCCCUACUUCCAUCACUUAAUAACUUGUUCAUAUUUGACUGUGCAGAAGUGGAGUUUUCUGAGGGAUGUUUGCCAUCAAAUCUAAAUGUGAUGUUUCUCUUGAAUUGCUUCAAACUUGUUGCCUCACUAAAGGGGGCUUGGGGAACCAACCCUUCCCUAAAAUCCUUGUAUAUUCAUAAGGUGGAUUUGGAGUGUUUUCCGGAUGAAGGUUUGCUCCCACCCUCUCUUACUAAGCUAAGCAUAGAUAAUUGUCCAAAUCUUAAGAAACUGGACUACAGGGGUCUCUGUCACCUCUCCUCUCUUCAGAGAUUGAGUCUUUAUAAUUGUCCAAUACUCCAAUGCUUGCCAGAGGAGGGCCUGCCCGAAUCCAUUUCAGAACUCGAAAUUAAAGACUGUCCGUUGCUCAAAUAGCCCUGCAACAAACAAGAAGGUGAAGACCGACAAAAAAAUUGCUUACAUUAAAACCAUAUGGGUUGAUAACGAAAGUAAACGUAAAAGACGAAGUAGAAGUUGGAAAAUACUAAAGCUCCAAUUCUCAUAAGCUUACAUUGUCGACAGAUAUUCUCUUUUGAAGUUGGAUGAGGAUGCUUAUGUUUAGUACAUUCUUAAAGUCUUACAAUCUGCAUUGCUGUCAUCUAAUUACUGAACACUGUUUCUAUGGAAUUAGCUUGAAAGAGUAGCCAAUCAAGAGCAUUCAAGAUUUUAAAAUUGUUUGGACAUAAGAGAUCGUAGGAUUUAAACUCACACUUAAAUUCUUAACACAAGACCCACCAUCUUGGUGAAAAUCGAUGUUGUCAUGGACACUAACAUGCUACAGCAAGUUGAUCAUGUUGUUCACGAUUAAGGGAGGUGACGCUAAUGAUGUUGUUAUGAGCAUCUUCGGUUCGGUUGUUGAAUUUUAAUGGUGGAGCAGACCCAUCCAAGAAGUGCAUGAAUAAGUUAGAAACAAAUUUUGUUAUUUUUUUAGUUUUUAGUUUUCACAGAGUUUUACAUAAUUCUGUAUGUAUUCUAUUGACUAUCAAAUCCAAUAAAAAUAAGAUUUACCAAAACUAAGAUAAAAAGGGAUUC
Messenger RNA from Vigna unguiculata (cowpea), 3582 nucleotides. RefSeq names its product putative disease resistance RPP13-like protein 1. Lineage: Eukaryota; Viridiplantae; Streptophyta; Magnoliopsida; Fabales; Fabaceae. The record is from RefSeq and is a predicted model, not a curated record. Gene Ontology annotation, molecular function: ADP binding.